Lasiosphaeria miniovina is the source of this 2688-nucleotide messenger RNA. RefSeq names its product Oxidoreductase, molybdopterin-binding domain-containing protein. The transcript is spliced from 2 exons. Gene Ontology annotation, molecular function: molybdenum ion binding; sulfite oxidase activity; molybdopterin cofactor binding. Bases 219 to 2291 code for a protein of 690 amino acids. The record is from RefSeq and is a predicted model, not a curated record. Lineage: Eukaryota; Fungi; Ascomycota; Sordariomycetes; Sordariales; Lasiosphaeriaceae. Gene Ontology annotation, biological process: sulfur compound metabolic process. Gene Ontology annotation, cellular component: mitochondrion.
UCACACACAGCCUGUGCCCUUGCCCUCGCCUCGCCGCUGCCGACCCAUGCCCCAAUGUCUCACCGCCGUCAUGCCGUCCACCGCCAGGUCGGCCUGUUCUUGUUUGCCUGCGACCUUGACCGUCUGACACGGCGAGCCAACCUCGGGCUCGACAAGCGAGAGCAUUGCUUGCCUGCUUCACACUAUGAAAUGAAACUAUAGAUUACACAACAGCAACCAUGGCUGCAACCCGCGCCCCGACGCGCGCCGCAGUCGACCUCCUGAAUACGAUGCGCUCACGGCACGGCCCUGUGGCGGCGCAGUUCCGCAGUCUUCGAUGCUGCCCCAAGCUCCCUGCCCGCUCCCUGCACAGCACAGCCGCCUGCCGAGCUAUCGCCGACCAGAAGAAGCCAGAGCCAGCAGGCACGGAGGACCACGCCCGCCCUAGGAAUGCGCGGACGGCGCCUCUCGGUCUGCUUGUAGGCAGCGGCUUGGUCAGCGGCUUGCUGGCGUCGUUCUUUGCCCUGUCCCAGCCCGCUGCCGAGGCCAACGGCGACGCGGCACCGCCCCAGACCCACACGACCCCGGCACCGACAGCCGGCGACAGCCGCGACCCGUCGCUCCCGCGCUUCCGCCUCGCCGACGUCCGCAAGCACGGCGCCGCCUCGGCCCAGCCGUGGGUCACGUACGAGGACAAGGUCUACGAUAUCACCGAGUGGGUCGGCGCGCACCCUGGCGGCGACGUGAUCCUGCGCGCCGCCGGCGGCAGCAUCGAGCCCUACUGGAACAUCUUCUCUAUCCACAAGGCCCCGCACGUCCGCGAGAUCCUCGACCAGUACCUGAUCGGCUACAUCGACGCGGCCGACCUGCUGCGGCGCGAGCACGAGGCCAUCGAGGACCCCUUCGUGGCCGACCCCGAGCGCGACGCCCGCCUCGUCAGCCACACGGCUCGGCCGCGCAACGCCGAGCCACCCACCGACGAGCUGACGCGCGCCUUCCACACGCCCAACUCCCUCUUCUACGUCCGCAACCACAUGUGGGUGCCCGUGGUCGGCGAGGGCGCCGAGGGAGACGAGCACGCCGUGACGGUCGAGCUGCCCGACGGCGAGACGCGCCGCUACACGCUGGGCGAGCUCAAGGCGCGCUUCCCCACGCACCGCAUCACGGCCGCGCUCCAGUGCAGCGGCAACCGCCGCAGCGACAUGACGAAGCAGGCCACGAAGACUAACGGCCUGCAGUGGGGCGUCGGCGCCAUCAGCAACGCCGAGUGGGAGGGCGUGCGGCUGGCCGACGUGCUCGCCGACGCCGGGCUCAGGGUGGCCGACGCCCAAGCCGCGACUGCCGUGGCCAAGCCGCCGCCGCCGCCGCCGCCGCCGCCGGACGACGACUACGACGACGACGACGACGCCCCCCCGCCCGCAAGCUCGCUGCACGUGCAGUUCUCGGGCCUCGAGGCGUACGGGGCGUCCAUCCCGCUGGAGACGGCGCUGGACCCGCGCGGCGACGUGCUGCUGGCCUUUGGCAUGAACGGCGCGCCGCUGCCGCGCGACCACGGCUUCCCGCUGCGCGCCAUCGUGCCCGGCCACGUGGCCGCGCGCUCCGUCAAGUGGCUGAGCAAGAUCGCCGUCGCCGACGAGGAGAGCCACAGCCAGUGGCAGCGCCGCGACUACAAGGGCUUCGGGCCCAACGAGGGCGCCUCGCCCGACUGGGACCGCGCCAAGGCCAUCCAGGAGAUGCCCGUCACCAGCGCCAUCACGGGCGUGUGGGUGGGCCGGGGGGCGGACAAGGCAGCGCCAGGCCCUUCGUCCCCUACUGGAAGCAACGGCGGGGCCGGAGCCCAACCCGUCACCCUAGAGGGCUACGCCUACUCCGGCGGCGGGCGCGCCAUCGCCCGCGUCGACGUGAGUCUAGACGGCGGCAAGUCGUGGGACCAGGCCGCGCUCGUCGACGACUGCGCCAGCGGCAAGUGCCCGGGGAACCGCGCCUGGGCGUGGACGCGCUGGCGGUACAGUGGACGGCUGCCGCCGGCAGAAGCCGUCACUACUACUACGGAACCCGACACUAACGCGGGCGGCAACAAAGCGUGCACGACUCUCGUCGUCAAAGCCACCGACGACGCCUACAACGCCCAGCCUGAGACUCACGCCUCCGUCUACAACGUCCGCGGCAACCUCGCCACGGCCUGGCACCGCGUCAGGCUGUGUCGGCUGUCUGCCGGCGCUGUCGAGUGGGAGACGGACGGCUGUGGGUUUGUGAAUGGGUCGCGGAAGAGGGGAGCAGAGGGACAGGAAAAGGAAAAGGGGUCGAAAUGAAAGAGGGGAGCAGAGGGACAGGAAAAGGAAAAGGGCUGAAAUGAAAAAGAAAGGAAGAAGAGCUGGGAGACCCAGUGCGGCGCGGUGCUCAGUCUACUCUUGCAGUUUUGGGCUAGGGCAGGCAGGGUAUCUAUCUAUCUAGCUAACUAGCCAGCUAGCUAGCUAGCAGUGACGUCUGUACUGAUGUGUGUGUGCUAACAAGGUGUGAUAAUUGAGGGGGCUCAAGUUUGGGGACUGUAUUAUUAUUGUACUCUAGUGUGCGAGCAUUCAUUCCCUUCCGAACUACCUGCUGUAAUACUGGCAGGGUGGGAGUCAGCGGGUUGGAUACCUAGGUGCCUUAACUAGGCUGCGAAAGGCUUGUCUUGUCUUGUUUUCUUUCGUUUGUCUUUUGGGCUUC